GUUCAAAUGUGAGUGUACAUGCAGGAGAAUAAGUGCAAUGUGCCGAGGUUGGGCCUCCUCCGUGCAGACUGGGGCUAGUUCGUUAAUGAAUGCCAAUUGUGGCUCCUUGGAGAACCAAGAAGGCCGGGCAUCAAGGGGAAUGCACCCACGAGAUUGCCUUCGCGCGACAAGACAGCCGUCGGAUUGAUGGAUCGCGCGCUGAUCUGCAACGUUUCCUGUCACACGUCACUCAUCGACGGGCCCAGAAUCGACGAACCGAGCUGAGCUGACUGGGUCGACAAAAGUUCCUCGGAGGGAGCUCGGAGCUGUGAGAUGAUUCGCAAUGUCGGCGUGGGUGCGGCCAACUGAAAUUAAACCCUAUCCUGGAAUUUGGAACCCCGCUAUGGUGGCGGGCUCCUGCACAGAUCGGCUGUACGCCGGCCUGGAUGUCAAAACGGGUACUGCCAAGCUUCGUGUCCUGUGCCACUCUGACCAGCCUUGCACAACAUCGAGCAGGUGAUGCAUAGGUACCCAGUCAAAGAGCUGUUAAUUCAAUUUGUGCCGGCGAUUUUCGCAUCAAUGAGAAUCAUAUCGGACAACGCACCUGAGCAGAGUCAUCCAGAAAGAAAGAAGAUGAUACGGCAUGGUAGAUAUAAUAGCGAUAUUCUGAUGUGAACUUUACUGCAGCCCAUCAGAACGAGAUGCGGAUGCAUCCACGAGAGUCGGAUUCAAAUCCAGAACAUCUCU
Messenger RNA from Laetiporus sulphureus 93-53, 726 nucleotides. RefSeq lists its product as uncharacterized. Bases 323 to 499 code for a protein of 58 amino acids. NCBI's taxonomy places the organism in Eukaryota, Fungi, Basidiomycota, Agaricomycetes, Polyporales, Laetiporaceae. The transcript has 3 exons. The record is from RefSeq and is a predicted model, not a curated record.